UAUUCAUUGUAAAUAAUUUAUAUAACAAGGAUUUUUGGCAUUUUCUAGUUAUGGAAUUUAUAAUAUAUAUUUUAAUAUUCUCUGGCAAAAGCUAUUUUACAUAUGCUUGUUCUUAUGUGGGAGCUAUAUAUGAACAUGAAGUUAUUGGCAAUGUACAAACGCGUAAUUCUAAAGAUAUAAUAAAAAUGAAUUUGGAUAUUUAUGAUGAUAAAGUUGCAAUUGCAUCUAAAAAAGGUGCUAAAAUUAUAGUUUUUCCUGAAUAUGGGAUCACUGGCUACUAUGAUACAAAAUCUGAAAUGUCAAAAUUUGUAGAAGUUGUACCAGAUAUUGUUGAAAGAAAUUAUGUAAACCCAUGUAAUAAUCAAAAUUAUUCUAACAAAAAUCAUUACAUACUACAUACAUUAAGCUGCAUGGCUAAAAAAAAUAAGAUAUUCAUAGUAGCCAACAUGGGAGAGCUUCAGUUAUUCUCUAAAAAUGACCAAGCUUACCAAGAAAAUAAAAAUCCAUACUUAACAAAUUAUAAUUUUAAUAUAUGCACACCCUUUCCAGAAAAUUACUUCAGUUCAAACAAUAUCAAUAAUAGCAAACAAUAUAAUACUGAUAUAGUAUUUGAUUCUAAUGGAAAUCUUAUAGCAAAGUAUAGGAAAUGUCAUUUGUGCUAUGAAUUAAAUUAUGAUUAUCCAGAUAAAUGUGAAUUAAUCACAUUUAAUACUGAUUUUGCAGGCCUCUUUGGAAUCUUCACAUGUUUUGAUAUAAAUUGGAAAAAUCCUGCUAUUGAUAUUGUGGUUAAAAAUGGAUUGAAAAACAUGGUUUUUCCUACUAGCUGGCCUGACCUGGUGCCUUUUCUAACAGCUAAUGGUGUCCAGUCAUCUUACGCUAUUCGCAUGGGAGUCAACUUCUUAGCGGCUAAUACCCGUGACCAAGCUAAAUAUGGAGCACGAGGCAGCGGUAUAUAUUCUGGCGACUUAGGAGCUCUUGAUUACAUCUACGAUUAUACUAAUAUACAUGGGGGUCAUCUGUUAAUUUCGGAAUUGCCUUGCACACCUGGGAACAGUUCCCAACUGACUUCCAACAAAAAGCUCUUUUCGCCUGUUUAUGUCGAUUUGAAAACCUUAUCUCAAUUGGGAAGAAAUUUUUCAACAGAAGAUGAAAUAAAAACACCACAUUCGAGGCAUGAAAAACUGGAAGAAAACAUUCAGGAAAGGGAAAAAACAAAUAAUUUAGAAAUUACCAUUACCUCCAAUGCUGUAAUCGACGAUCUUAAGGUCAAGGUUUUCGGUCCUACACGAUUUUCCCAAUCCAGUCCACGUGACGAACUGGAUAAAAUUUUCGGCAUGUUACCUGAGCCCGAGCACGUCAAUUACGUCGUCAUUUACCCGCCAUCCAACAAGAACGAUUAUGAGGUCGUCAAGAAAGCCUCUAAAUGCAUGGGAAAUUUGUGCUGUCACAUGACUUACAAAUUCGCCAAACCCAGUAACUUCACUCAUAAGACUAAAAGUGGCGUCAUGCUCCUGGUAGUUUACAACAUGCUUCACAGGGAAUACGUGAAUUGGUUCAUGAAAAUUUGCGCUUUCAACCAAUGCCCUACAUCCGAUUUACAUUAUUGCGGCAAUUUUGGACGCGAUGCUACUCACACUUUCUCUUACUUCAAGCUUACAGGUAAUUUUAGUACUGAAUAUAGCGAAAAGUCCGAAAGAUUUCCAAAGAAAGCUGAUAAAUUUAUUAAGGAUGAUAAUCAAACAUACGUUUUUCCUAUAGUACUUGUGGAUGGGGCUUAUUUGCCAGAUAAGUCUCAGUGGAAUUUUACUCAUAAAAAUACUAUUGAGGCUCCAUUAGGGUUUAGUAAGCCUUUAUUUUCUGCCGCUCUUUGGGGCAGGGAUUAUGGUUUGGAUAACAAAACAUAUUCGCAUUGAAAGGAAUUCAGCUUAGCUAUAUUAAAUUUUAUUUUUAAGUGAUAAUGAUCCCAGUUUAAAAUAUCUAUUCCAUUCCAUUUUUCUGUUUUAUUCAUUUUCUUUUAUAUAGAUUUUUUAUAUUAGAAAAUGUUUAUUUUUAUUUUAAACCCAUUUUUUAAAAUUCAAAAAAAUGAAAUUUAUAUAUUAAUGUAUUUCAUCAAGGAAAUGGGGACUCUUUCCUUGUAUGUAUAUGACAGAAUAAACUUGUAAUUUAAUUUAUUAUAUAUUAUCCUUUUUUGAUAUAUAAUUUUAUACAAGAUUGUAAAAUAUCUAUGAGUUUUAUAUAUUAUUAAUCAUUCAUAUUAAGUGACUAAUCGUAUUUUAACUUAAUUACAUUGUAAAGAGAUUUUGGAUACAAAUACUCUUAAAAAUAUUAUUUUGUUUUGUAUUUAAAGAUAUAAGAAUUCGUGAUAUGACUUAAUUCUUACUGAUUACUUAAACAAGGGACAAUUAAGUUAAAAUACU
Messenger RNA from Gordionus sp. m RMFG-2023, 2417 nucleotides. RefSeq names its product pantetheinase-like. Bases 51 to 1913 code for a protein of 620 amino acids. The transcript is spliced from 7 exons. Lineage: Eukaryota; Metazoa; Nematomorpha; Gordioida; Chordodea; Parachordodidae. The record is from RefSeq and is a predicted model, not a curated record.